Messenger RNA from Microtus oregoni (creeping vole), 732 nucleotides. Its product is annotated as potassium voltage-gated channel subfamily E regulatory beta subunit 5-like. The transcript has a single exon. The record is from RefSeq and is a predicted model, not a curated record. Gene Ontology annotation, cellular component: membrane. Gene Ontology annotation, molecular function: transmembrane transporter binding; delayed rectifier potassium channel activity; voltage-gated potassium channel activity involved in ventricular cardiac muscle cell action potential repolarization. NCBI's taxonomy places the organism in Eukaryota, Metazoa, Chordata, Mammalia, Rodentia, Cricetidae. Bases 1 to 426 code for a protein of 141 amino acids. Gene Ontology annotation, biological process: regulation of heart rate by cardiac conduction; negative regulation of delayed rectifier potassium channel activity; ventricular cardiac muscle cell action potential.
AUGAACUGCAGCGAGAGCCAACGGCUGCAAACCCUCUUGAACCGCCUGCUGCUGGAGCUGCACCAUCGAGGCAACGCCAGCGGCCUGGGUGUCGGCCCGGGCCCGAGUAUGGGCAUGGGGGUCGUGCCUGACCCCUUUGUGGGCCGCGAGGUGAUCAGCGCCAAGGGCAACGAUGCUUAUCUCUACAUCCUGCUCAUCAUGAUCUUCUAUGCCUGCCUAGCCGGAGGCCUCAUCCUGGCCUACACCCGCUCCCGCAAUCUCGUCGAGGCCAAGGAUGAGCCACCCCUGGCCUGCGUUGCUGAGCAGGAAUGGGUCCCCACCGCCUCCGCAGACCCGGAGAAUGGUCAGGGCUUGCUGGCUGAGGGCGGCCGCCAGCUCGCACUGGGGGCGCUGCCUGUGAUAGCCCAGGGCGAUGAGCGGGUCUAGAUCCACUGCCCUCCUCAUUUUGCUUAUCCCUGUGCCUGGCUCCUGCUCUUUCACUGUCCUGAUUUCUGAGCUUGCUUUACCCGGGGCCCAGAUGAUGAUGAGAGGUCAAAACACCUUCAAGGCAAGGUCCUGGGAGGAGAUGCAUCGCCUUACUCACACCUGACCACUUUCUCUCUCCCCUCCCUUCCAUGCCAGCACCCCUAUCCCGCACAUGCAACUGAAUUAAAUUGCCUCUGCUCUCUUGUCUUCAGCCAGCCCCAACACCAUGCUCCAGCCUUCUGGGAACAGAAUCCAGCACGUCCAACA